This is a messenger RNA of Microthlaspi erraticum, 1986 nucleotides long. Lineage: Eukaryota; Viridiplantae; Streptophyta; Magnoliopsida; Brassicales; Brassicaceae. The record is from the annotation of a GenBank genome assembly.
AUGACGGAGUCUACACCCUUGUUUAUUGCCCACCCGCCGGAGAUGACUGAUCUCAACCCUAGCAUGUUUUCCGAAUCCGACAUGAUCUCUAUUCCGCCGCUCGAUCCCGAUUUCCUUUCUGCUUCCGAUCCAAUUCCAAUGGAUCCCCGGAUCUCCGAUCUCGACUUCUUGCUCGACGACGAGAACGGAGAUUUCCCGGAUAUCGAUUUCGAUUUCCCAUUUGAGAAUUCCGACGAUUUCUUCAAUUUCAACUUCGACGCGGAACCCGCGGCGGCGAUCCCGGACGAAUUCGGGACCUCUGGAGAUCAGACCCCAGAAGCGAUCGCAAAUUCGAAUUCGGAAUCACCGGAAGCCAAAAACGUCGAUCGAUCCCCAGAAGGGCGAUCUGAUUCCGUUCAUUCUCAGGUGUCAUCUCAAGGCUCCAAGACUUUUGUCUCCGGCGGCGCUUGCGACAUCUCCUCCCCUGAUUCGAGCAAUCUAGGGCUUCAACAGAAAUCAUCCACCAGCAAAAGGAAGAAGGAAAAAGGAGACUCCGGAGGCGAAUUCAGGAGCUUCAAGUACCAAAAAUCCGACGAUAAAUCAGCCGCUACAUACGAAGACGGCGACGACGACGACAAGAAGAAGAUGAAGCUGAUUCGAAACCGCGAAAGCGCGCAGCUUUCGAGGCUGAGGAAGAAGCAAUACGUUGAGGAGCUUCAAUUGAAAGUGAAGAGUAUGCAUUCCACAAUUACUGAGUUAAACGGUAAGAUCUCUUAUGUGAUGGCCGAGAAUGCAGCGUUAAGGCAGCAGAUGGCUGCUGCUUCUGGUGCUCCUCCGAUGAAUCCUUACAUGGCUGCACCACCUUUACCGUAUCAAUGGAUGCCAUAUCCACCUUAUCCAGUUAGAGGUUAUGGAUCGAAUACUCCGUUGGUUCCUAUUCCCAAAUUGGCUCCUAAGGCAGCUUGUAGACCGAAGAAGCCAGAGAGUAAGAAAAACGAGGGCAAAAGCAAGGUCAAGAAGGUUGCUAGUGUUAGUCUUCUUGGAAUUUUGUUCUUUAUGUUCUUGUUUGGUGCAUUGGCUCCGUUUAUGAAUGGAGGAGAGAGUGGUGGCUUUAGCGGUUUGUCUAGUUAUGAGGGUCGUAGGUAUUAUGAUGAACAUAAGGGGAAGGUUUUGAUGGUAGGCGAUGGCUCUGAUGUUAGAAGAGAAAGUGGAUUAUCUAGUAGGAGGAGUGAUGGUGAGAGAGAUAGUUGUGGAGGAGUAAGUUCAUUGAGCAAUGCUAGUGAGCCUCUCUUUGCUUCUCUCUAUGUUCCAAGAAAUGAUGGUCUUGUGAAGAUUGAUGGGAACUUGAUAAUUCACUCUGUUUUGGCGAGCGAGAAAGCUAUGGCGAAUAUCUCUGAUACAGUGAAAAGUGAAAAACCUGGUCCAUUGUCUUCUGCAUUAGCUGUCCCUGAGGUGAGAGGAAAUGGAGCAGUGCUUCCACAUUCCAAGGCUCUCUCUGCUGCUUCUCCUGAGGGGAAAAGACUUCACCAAUGGUUUCAUGAAGGUGGCUCAGGGGGUCUAAUGGAUUAUAGCAUGUGCACUGAGGUUUUCCAGUUCGAUAUUGCUCCUGGUGCUAUAGUUCCAUCAACAGUCUCCAACAUUACAAAGGAGCAUCUCCAAAAUGUCACCACCCAUGAUAAGAGGAUGAAGAACAGGAGAAUUCUUGAGGGACUUCCGGUUUCACUUGUGGCGUCUGAGCUUAACAUGACUGGAACACAGCCGAGCAAAGACGCUCAGAACAAGAGCUUCCAUGGGAACACUAACAACAAACCCACAUCAUCAUCCUCCAUGGUUGUUUCUGUGUUGCUUGAUCCAAGAGAGGUCGUUGACCCUGAAACCGAUAGAGUCAUACCCCCAAACCCGAAAUCACUUUCCCGGAUCUUCGUGGUGGUGCUUCUCGAUAGUGUCAAGUACGUUACCUACUCGUGCGUUCUUCCCCGGUCAGGUCUCCAUCUCGUGGCCACCUGA